AUGGAUCCCGAGAACCGACAAAGAGGAAGGUUGAGGACCAUGAGGACCUCGCUCGGUCAUCUCUCCCGCGUCGACGGGUCUUCAAUUUUCCAAGCUGGCAUGACACAGGUGUGGGCAUCGAUCUCUGGCCCAGGAAACGCGCCAUCGAAUUUUCUCGAGCCCGACAGGAUUGCUUUUGAUGUCCAAUUUACGACAAACUUCGAUCAACAAAAGAACGAAAUUGUUGAUGCUUUUAUAGAACGCGUGCUAGAAAAAGUCGUCGAAUGCGAUCUACAUCCACACACAGCGCUCACGGUGUCGGCUCAAGUUUUGCAAGAAGAUGGAUCAAUGAUAUCUGCGGCACUCAACGCGAUAAGUUUGGCCCUUUUGGACAGCGCCGUCUCGUGCAACUCUGUGAUGUGUGGGGUUCAACUAAGCAAAGAUCAAGAUGGCAGGUUGCAUUUGGACCCAAAACGAAAAGAAGAAACGGGCGAUUUCAUCGUUUUUGCAUGCAAAGCAACACGUGAAGCCGGUGCAACAACGAUCUCAUCGCUAAAGUUUGGCACGUGGAACGAUGAGCUAAGCAAAGCUGCAGAAGAAAUGGCGCUUGCUGCUGCUUCAGAAAUUUUUGGAUUCUUCCGCGAAGCUUUCCAACGACAAUACAGAAAUGACAUUUUCAGUAAAUUAGCCGAUUUAUCUUUGACUGAAAGU
Molecule: messenger RNA, 690 nt
Organism: Mesorhabditis belari
Lineage: Eukaryota; Metazoa; Nematoda; Chromadorea; Rhabditida; Rhabditidae
Source: the annotation of a GenBank genome assembly